AUGUCCAGCAUGACGAUCGAUUUCACAAAGGGAUUUAUCGCGCUCGUCUGCGUGGUCCUUUACGUCCUCGCCUACCUGGCUCGUCUUGUUGACAACUUCAAAAAGGGUCUUGUCUGCCAAACCCCGAACCUGCCUCUGCCCCCUUUUCUCAAGGGCUCCGAGGAUCUCGAGCUCUGGGACGCGUUUCUUCUCAGCUAUCUCAACUUCUACGGCCUUUCAGUUCAUCUCAAGGACAACGUCCGCGAGCCUCUCCUCGGACCCGCCCACGACGACUGGAAGAAGCAGAGAGCCAGAGUCAACUACAUCCUGCUUAGCACCCUCACUGACCCGGAUGUGAUCGUCACUCUGAAGCUGUACAACUGGAACAUCAGGGAGGAGGACCCCAAGGUCACGUAUAAUCUUGCCAAGCGCGUCUUCACCCACGGCACUGGCAAUAACAACUGCGGAAAACUCUUUAGCGACUUCGUUGCUCUCAGGAGGGACCAGUGUGGCUCCAUGGGUGAGUACCUUCAGCGUCUCCAGUCUCUCAGGGACCAGCUCCAUGAAGAGAGCUGGAAGUUCGACCCCGAGUUUGGACUCACCACGGUCCUUGACGCUUGUGGCAUGAAGGAGAACUACCCGGACUUGCAUGCAAAGUUACUCGAGGAAUGGACCCAGAACCGCCUCACUUGGGAGGAUCUUAUGAAGGAUCUGAGGACGAUCAACUUCCAGGAGCGCACCAAAAAGCGGUCGCUUGUUUGA
Messenger RNA from Neurospora crassa OR74A, 741 nucleotides. RefSeq lists its product as hypothetical. The record is from RefSeq and is a predicted model, not a curated record. Bases 1 to 741 code for a protein of 246 amino acids. NCBI's taxonomy places the organism in Eukaryota, Fungi, Ascomycota, Sordariomycetes, Sordariales, Sordariaceae. The transcript has a single exon.